CGGAUGUGUGCGACCGCAUUCUAUAAUUAUUAUAAGCAAAAUCCGCAGGAGGGUAUGUACUUAGUAUAUAUCUCUGCAAAGUAGUAUAUAUCUCUGCAAAGGGCGAGCCGAUGAAAAUGUCUCCAGAGAUAGAGGGAGUGGUCGCUAGGUACCCUGAUCUAUUUGAAGAGCCGAAAGGGGUUGUUGAGAGGGAGGUCGUCCAUGCGAUAGAGGUUAUCCCAGGGUCUAGUAUUCCAAAGGGUAGGAUCUAUCGGAUGUCUCCAGUUGGGCUCCAUGAGCUUCGCCGACAACUCAAGGAAAUCAUAAAGAAGGGUUGGAUCCGGCCGAGUGUCUCCCCUUACGGAUCUCCUGUCUUAUUCGUGCCAAAGAAGGGGGGGACCUUGAGGAUGUGCAUUGACUAUAGGGGCCUCAAUGCCAUCACUGUGAAAAACGUAGAGCCCCUACCGCGCAUCGCUGAUUUGUUGGACCGAGUGCAAGGGUGUCGGUACUUCAGUAAGAUAGAUCUGAAGUCCGGGUACCAUCAGAUUGCAAUACGGCCCGAGGAUCAACACAAAACCGCUUUUCAGACCAGGUACGGUCUGUACGAGUUUGUGGUGAUGCCUUUCGGCCUUUGCAAUGCUCCUGGCACCUCUCAGCACGCCAUGAAUCGGAUCCUUCAUGACUACAUGGACAAGUUUGUCAUCAUGUACCUCAAUGCCAUACUUAUCUUUAGUAGGACUGUCGAGGAUGUUGGCCAUGUAGACAAAGUCCUUAGCCUCCUUCGGCAGUACCAGUUCAAGAUCAACCGGGAGAAGAGCGAGUUUGGCCGCACCCAGAUCUUGUAUCUGGGGCAUGAGAUUUCCGCAGAGGGAUUGAAGCCCGAUGACGCGAAGGUGGCCAGCAUCCGUGACUGGUCGCGUCCUCGGUCUCUAAUUGUGAUGAGGUCUUUCUUAGGGAUGACCGGCUACUACCGCAAUUUUGUGAAGAACUAUAGCACAAUGGCCGCACCUUUGAUGGACCUGACACGCCUUGACACCCCUUAAGAGUGGACAGACAGGUGUGAGGCUGCUUUCAGACAUCUGAAGCAUUCCUUAACAUACCAUGAG
This is a messenger RNA of Chara braunii, 1085 nucleotides long. NCBI's taxonomy places the organism in Eukaryota, Viridiplantae, Streptophyta, Charophyceae, Charales, Characeae. The record is from the annotation of a GenBank genome assembly.